AAUUUAAACUGUUAUUGAAAAAGCAAAAUUUGUUAUCCUUCUAUUGUGGUCUAAUAAGAAAAAUGAUGUCCUUCAUCCAUCCACAGAUUCAUCUCCGUGACCUAAUUAACAUCUUACUCAGAUCACAUGUAGAUGUCGCUCCAAACUACUUUGCAAUGACCAGCAAAACAAAUCUCGAUUCGCACCCCAUCGUAGGUUCUCCGAAGCGAGCGGAGGACGAUUCAUUCAGGCUGAGCUUAAUUUUCGAUUUCAUCAAAAAAAAUUUUUCGGUAGCUUUAUGUCAAUGUCACUCCUUUCUCUAUUAACAUCCUGAUUAUAAACAUCCAAUGGCAUUGUGAAAUUCGCGUGGAACUUGGUAAAAUCACGUCGUGAGUGCUACGAAUAAUCGGAGAGCUACAAUAAUCACACCAUCGUAUAUUUGACGGACAAUUCGACUCAGUGUUUGCAUACGGGACACCUCGCGAACGAAAGUCGGGGCGAACCUGCGGCCUGUGAAAUGAAAAUUUUCCACUGGACGCGACGAACCAUACGCGGAAAGUCGGCCGGCCGUGCUCACACAUAGGGGCCAAGUUCAUGUAGUCGUGUGAAUACGAAACUAUUUUGACAGCUGAAGUAGCAACACCACAUUUUUGAAAACCCCAGACUCUCCGACCGAACAGUUAUCGUAAAGCCCUUCUGUACUAACCGCUAGUGAUUUUGGUUUUAACUAAUUUGUGAAGUUUUUACUGCGCAACAAAAGUUGACCCUGUCCUCCAAACAAAUAACUGAUGUACAUGUAUCAUUUAGUUCGGCAUAAGAGUGACGGAAAACCUGAAGAUGAUUGCUCUAAUGCGGACCCAGAGGAACGUUCUCAGCGUGACCUCGUACCACCGGGUGUCCUAUCACAAAUCAACUCCUAAUUUAAAAAUAAACGCGUGGUCAAAUGAAAGACCUUUUAUAUCACGUAAGCCAAUCCGACUCGGUAGAACUAUCUACAACUUGCAUGAAACGCAUGUUCAUCCGGCCAUAUCCUCAGCGUGUUUACCAUUAGAUGGUAUAUUGACAGACAGAUCUCCCAACAGCAGUUUGGGUAGUUGCCGCUUUUUCACUGUUAGCUCGGCUUUGUACGAUACACCAUCUUCGAAAGUGGAGACAGCAGUUCAAAAGCUCAAGGAUAAGGAAAAAAGUGAGAAAGAAGAAGCGGAGAAAAAGGCGGAUGUUGCAGCAAAAACAAAUGUUCCAGAAACACCUAAACCAGUCGUUGUUAAAAAAAGCUUAGGACAAAGAAUUUGGGCCGAAAUCUUACAUUACUAUCAUGGAUUUCGACUUUUAUUCAUCGAUAUUAAAAUUUCGGGAAAACUGUUAUAUCGUGUCCUAAGAGGAAAGCAAUUAAAUAGGCGAGAGCGUCGUCUCUUAGUUCGUACCACGUCUGAUCUCUUUCGAUUAGUUCCGUUUUCGAUAUUCAUAAUUGUGCCGUUUAUGGAGUUACUUCUUCCUGUAUUUAUAAAGUUUUUCCCUGGGAUGCUACCCUCGACAUUCCAAACUGCUAAAGAACGUGAAGAUAAAUUGAAGCAGAGCUUAAAAGUUAAAGUAGAAGUAGCGAAAUUUCUACAACACACUUUAGAUGAAAUGGCUGUGCAUAACAAAGAGCAUGAAUCUGAAGAGGCAAAAGAGUUCGUUAAGUUUUUCAAGAAAGUAAAAAAUCCAAAUGAACUUGUCUCGAAUGAAGAAAUCAUUAAAUUUUCGAAACAAUUUGAGGAUGAAAUCACGUUAGAUUCGUUGUCGAGAGAGCAGUUGACAGCUCUUUGCCGAAUUUUAGAAUUAAACACGAUUGGCACAACAACUUUUCUUCGUUUCCAGUUAAGAAUGAAGCUACGGCAGCUAGCUGCUGAUGAUCGACUCAUCCAAAGGGAUGGUAUAGACUCGCUUACCCUCUACGAAUUACAGUCGGCCUGUAGGACUCGGGGUAUGCGAGCAUAUGGCCUAUCAGAAGCUAAACUUCGGUCGCAGCUGCAAGAGUGGAUUGAUUUAAGCUUAGACGAGAAGGUUCCUCCUACACUGUUGCUUCUUUCUCGAGCUCUCAUGGUACCUGAAGAGACUUCAGCUUCUGAUAAGCUGAAGGCAACUCUUAAAGCUCUUCCCGAUACUGUCGCGACACAAACAAAAGCUGCCAUUGGUGAACGUGAAGGCAAAAUCGACAAUAAAACGAGAAUUGAAAUUAUUCGCGAAGAAGAGAGGAAAAUCAAAGAAGAGCGGGAAGAAUUGGCCGAAAUUGAAAAGGAGAAAAAACGCGAGAAGAAGGAAUUACUUGUCGACAAAGCUAAGGUUAUAGAAGAAAUUCCUGCUGCACAAGAAGAGAAGGCAGAAGAAGGUAUUACAUCUAAGGAUGCUCACAUAAUCCACGAGGCUCUAGAAUCAAUUUCGAAGGAGAAGAAGUUGAUAGUUCAGAAGGAAGUAAUCAAGGAAUUAAAGGAAGAAAUAGAAGAUUACAAGGAAGAUGUUGAAGAGCUUAAAGAGGUUACAACAUCUACCGAUAAGGCGGAGGUUAAGGUAAUAAAAGAAGCUCGCGGUGCGAAGAUUCUGUUCCAGAAAGUUAAUAAGAUGGUAACGCAACUCGAUGAUGAACUAGCGCGUCUGGAAGAAGCUGAAAAGAAACGAAAAGCGGAAGCCAUGGAAGCUGGCACAGAUGAUUCAAUUUCUUACAAAGGACGAAAACAUGUUAAUGUCAGGGAGCUGUCGCAAGCGUUGCGUGGGCUUCUCAAAAGUGGGGACGAUACACGUAUUAGCAACAUUGAGAAAUUCCUGGAGAAAAUGGAUCUUGAUAACGAUGGUAAUAUCAAGGUUGAUGACGUAAUAAAGGUCAUCGAAACGAUACGUGAUGACAACGUUAAAUUGGAUGGCAAGCAAAUUUCCGAACUCAUCGAACUAUUGAGUAAAGAACAGUUCUUGGAAGCCGAAGAAAAAAUCGAAAAAGCAUUGGCGAAAAGCUUAAAAGAAUCAAAGCAACAAGGGUCUGAGCGUAUUCUUGAUGUGGCACCGGUGAUUGAAGAUAAAGCUGAAGAUCUGAGUAAAAUGGAUGAAAAGCACAUCUUAACCAAGAAUGAGCCUGUGAAAGUUACCAGUGGCAUCGAUAACCUCAGAGUGGAAGAUGCAAAGGCAGCGGCUGAACAAAAUAAGGAAAAAAUAAUACCAAGCAAGCCACCUGCUGAUAUCCCAUCAAUACCACCCCCUACCAUCUCGUCUACCACGGCUAAAGUAAAUCAAAAAGAUAAACAGAUUUGAUCUUCGAAUUGUGAUACAUCACCUGAAAAGUCCUAAAAAUGUGCUGGCAUGUUGUAUAUUUGAUUAAAAAAACUUAAGCAUAAUCAUAUGUUCUGUAUAAUUCCUGUUUUCAAAUAAUUCUUAGCUAAUUUUGUGUGCUUGAAGGUGUGGAUACUAUAUCAGCAGCUUCAAACUUCGAAACGAAGAAUUCAUUAUUCGAUACGACAAUUUUAUUACUAUUAAAAUUUAGUGGUCGCUCGAUGCCAAAGCUGAGUUUUAUUUCUAUGGCAUUAGUUUUUAGUUAAUUAACUUAUACUUUUAUAGUAAAAGAAGAAUUAAUUUAAAAUAAUUCAGCAUCAUUGUAAAUAUAAAUAGCACAGGUGGAUUCAAUAAAUUAAUACGUUACUGCCAUUAUACUUUAA
Messenger RNA from Hermetia illucens (black soldier fly), 3662 nucleotides. It is a transcript of the gene Letm1, whose product is annotated as mitochondrial proton/calcium exchanger protein. Gene Ontology annotation, molecular function: calcium ion binding; ribosome binding. Lineage: Eukaryota; Metazoa; Arthropoda; Insecta; Diptera; Stratiomyidae. Gene Ontology annotation, cellular component: mitochondrial inner membrane. The transcript is spliced from 6 exons. The record is from RefSeq and is a predicted model, not a curated record. The coding region runs from base 817 to 3261 and encodes 814 amino acids. Gene Ontology annotation, biological process: intracellular monoatomic cation homeostasis.